AUGUUGGACACGAGAAUGUUUGACUCGAGAAUGUUGGAAUCGAGAAUGUUGGACUCGAAAAUGUUGGACACGAGAAUGUUGGACACGAGAAUGUUGGACACGAGAAAAUUGGACACGAGAAUAUUGGACACUCGAGAAUGUUGGACACUCGAGAAUAUUGGACUCGAGAAUGUUGGACUCGAUAAUGUUGGACUCAAUCAUGUUGGACUCGAUAAUAUUGGAGACGAGAAUGUUGGACAUGAGAAUGUUGGACUUGAGACUGUUGGACACGAGAAUAAUGCUGGACACGAUAAUGUUGGACACGAUAAUGUUGGACUCGAUAAUGUUGGACUCGACAAUGUUGGACUCGAGAAUGUUGGACUCGAGAAUGUUGGACUCGAGAAUGUUGGACUCGAGAAUGUUGGACACGAGAAUGUUGGACACGAGAAUGUUGGACACGAGAGAAUGUUGGACACUCAAGAAUGUUGGACUCGAAAAUGUUGGACACGAGAAUGUUGGACACUCAAGAAUGUUGGACUUGAGAAUGUUGGACUCGAGAAUGUUGGACACGAUAAUGUUGGACUCGAGAAUGUUGAACACGAGAUUGUUGGACACGAGAAUAUUGGACACGAGAAUAUUGAACACGAGAAUGUUGGACACGAGAAUGUUGGACUUGAGAAUGUUGGACUCGAGAAUGUUGGACUCGAGAAUAAUGAAAUCGAGAAUGUUGGACUCGAAAAUGUUGGACACUCGAGAAUGUUGGACACGAGAAUUUUGGACACGAGAAUGUUGGACUCGAGAAUGUUGGACACGAGAAUGUUGGACACGAGAAUGUUGGACACUCAAGAAUGUUGGACACUCAAGAAUGUUGGACUCGAAAAUGUUGGACUUGAGAAUAUUGGACUCGAGAAUGUUGGACACGAGAAUAAUAUUGGACUCGAGAAUGUUGGACUCGAUAAUGUUGGACUCGAUCAUGUUGGACUCGAUAAUAUUGGAGACGAGAAUGUUGGACAUGAGAAUGUUGGACUUGAGACUGUUGGACACGAGAAUAAUGCUGGACACGAUAAUGUUGGACACGAUAAUGUUGGACUCGAUAAUGUUGGACUCGACAAUGUUGGACUCGAGAAUGUUGGACUCGAGAAUGUUGGACUCGAGAAUGUUGGACUCGAGAAUGUUGGACACGAGAAUGUUGGACACGAGAAUGUUGGACACGAGAGAAUGUUGGACACUCAAGAAUGUUGGACUCGAGAAUGUUGGACACGAGAAUGUUGGACACUCAAGAAUGUUGGACUUGAGAAUGUUGGACUCGAGAAUGUUGGACACGAUAAUGUUGGACUCGAGAAUGUUGAACACGAGAUUGUUGGACACGAGAAUAUUGGACACGAGAAUAUUGAACACGAGAAUGUUGGACACGAGAAUGUUGGACUUGAGAAUGUUGGACUCGAGAAUGUUGGACUCGAGAAUAAUGAAAUCGAGAAUGUUGGACUCGAAAAUGUUGGACACUCGAGAAUGUUGGACACGAGAAUUUUGGACACGAGAAUGUUGGACUCGAGAAUGUUGGACACGAGAAUGUUGGACACGAGAAUGUUGGACACUCAAGAAUGUUGGACACUCAAGAAUGUUGGACUCGAGAAUGUUGGACUUGAGAAUAUUGGACUCGAGAAUGUUGGACACGAGAAUGUUGGACACGAGAAUGUUGGACACGAGAAUAUUGUUGGACACGAGAAUAUUGGACACGAGAAUAUUGGACACGAGAAUGUUGGACACGAGAAUGUUGGACUCGAGAAUGUAGGACUCGAGAAUGUUGGACUCGAGAAUGUUGAACUCGAGAAUGUUGGACUCGAAAAUGUUGGACACUCGAGAAUGUUGGACACGAGAAUUUUGGACACGAGAAUGUUGGACUCGAGAAUGUUGGACACGAGAAUGUUGGACACGAGAAUGUUGGACACGAGAGAAUGUUGGACUCGAGAAUGUUGGACUCGAGAAUGUUGGACACUCAAGAAUGUUGGACUCGAGAAUGUUGGACUUGAGAAUAUUGGACGCGAGAAUGUUGGACACGAGAAUGUUGGACACAAGAAUGUUGGACACGAGAAUAAUGUUGGACACGAGAAUGUUGGACUCGAGAAUGUUGGACACGAGAAUGUUGGACACGAGAAUGUUGGACUCGAAAAUGUUGGACACACGAGAAUGUUCGACACGAUAAUGUUGGACUUGAGAAUGUUGGACUGGAGAAUGUUGGACUCGAGAAUGUUGGACUCGAGAAUGUUGGACUCGAGAAUGUUGGACACUCGAGAAUGUUGGACACUCGAAAAUAUUCGACACGAGAAUGUUGAACAUGAGAAUGUUGGACACGAGAAUGUUUGUCUCGAGAAUAAUGUUGGACACGAGAAUGUUGGACUCGAGAAUGUUGGACACGAGAAUGUUGGACACGAGAAUGCUGGACUCGAAAAUGUUGGACACGAGAAUGUUGGACACACGAGAAUGUUCGACACGAUAAUGUUGGACUUGAGAAUAUUGAACUGGAGAAUGUUGGACUCGAGAAUGUUGGACUCGAGAAUGUUGGACUCGAGAAUAAUGUUGGAAUCGAGAAUGUUGGACUUGAAAAUGUUGGACACGAGAAUGUUGGACACGAGAAUGUUGGACACGAGAAUACUGGACACGAGAAUAUUGGACACUCGAGAAUGUUGGACACUCGAGAAUAUUGGACUCGAGAAUGUUGGACUCGAGAAUGUUGGACUCGAUAAUGUUGGACUCGAUAAUAUUGGACACGAGAAUGUUGAACACGAGAAUGUUGAACUUGAGAAUGUUGGACACGAGAAUAAUGUUGGACACGAUAAUGUUGGACACGAUAAUGUUGGACUCGAUAAUGUUGGACUCGAGAAUGUUGGACUCGAGAAUGUUGGACUCGAGAAUGUUGGACUUGAGAAUGUUGGACUCGAGAAUGUUGGACACGAGAAUGUUGGACACGAGAAUGUCGGACACGAGAGAAUGUUGGACACUCAUGAAUGUUGGACUCGAGAAUGUUGGACACGAGAAUGUUGGACACUCAAGAAUGUUGGACUUGAGAAUGUUGGACUCGAGAAUGUUGGACACGAUAAUGUUGGACUCGAGAAUGUUGGACACGAGAUUGUUGGACACGAGAAUAUUGGACACGAGAAUAUAGAACAGGAGAAUGUUGGACACGAGAAUGUUGGACUCGAGAAUGUUGGACUCGAGAAUGUUGGACUCGAGAAUGUUGGACACGAGAAUGUUGGACACGAGAAUGUUGGACACGAGAGAAUGUUGGACACUCAAGAAUGUUGGACUCAAGAAUGUUGGACACGAGAAUGUUGGACACUCAAGAAUGUUGGACUUGAGAAUGUUGGACUCGAGAAUGUUGGACACGAUAAUGUUGGACUCGAGAAUGUUGGACACGAGAUUGUUGGACACGAGAAUAUUGGACACGAGAAUAUAGAACAGGAGAAUGUUGGACACGAGAAUGUUGGACUCGAGAAUGUUGGACUCGAGAAUGUUGGACUCGAGAAUGUUGGACACGAGAAUGUUGGACCUGAGAAUGUUGGACACGAGAGAAUGUUGGACACUCAAGAAUGUUGGACUCAAGAAUGUUGGACACGAGAAUGUUGGACACUCAAGAAUGUUGGACUUGAGAAUGUUGGACUUGAGAAUGUUGGACACGAUAGUGUUGGACUCGAGAAUGUUGGACACGAGAUUGUUGGACACGAGAAUAUUGGACACGAGAAUAUUGGACACGAGAAUGUUGGACACGAGAAUGUUGGACUCGAGAAUGUUGGACUCGAGAAUGUUGGACUCGAGAAUGUUGAACUCGAGAAUGUUGGACUCGAAAAUGUUGGACACUCGAGAAUGUUGGACACGAGAAUUUUGGACACGAGAAUGUUGGACUCGAGAAUGUUGGACACGAGAAUGUUGGACACGAGAAUGUUGGACACGAGAGAAUGUUGGACUCGAGAAUGUUGGACUCGAGAAUGUUGGACACUCAAGAAUGUUGGACUCGAGAAUGUUGGACUUGAGAAUAUUGGACGCGAGAAUGUUGGACACGAGAAUGUUGGACACAAGAAUGUUGGACACGAGAAUAAUGUUGGACACGAGAAUGUUGGACUCGAGAAUGUUGGACACGAGAAUGUUGGACACGAGAAUGUUGGACUCGAAAAUGUUGGACACACGAGAAUGUUCGACACGAUAAUGUUGGACUUGAGAAUGUUGGACUGGAGAAUGUUGGACUCGAGAAUGUUGGACUCGAGAAUGUUGGACUCGAGAAUGUUGGACACUCGAGAAUGUUGGACACUCGAAAAUAUUCGACACGAGAAUGUUGAACAUGAGAAUGUUGGACACGAGAAUGUUUGUCUCGAGAAUAAUGUUGGACACGAGAAUGUUGGACUCGAGAAUGUUGGACACGAGAAUGUUGGACACGAGAAUGCUGGACUCGAAAAUGUUGGACACGAGAAUGUUGGACACACGAGAAUGUUCGACACGAUAAUGUUGGACUUGAGAAUGUUGAACUGGAGAAUGUUGGACUCGAGAAUGUUGGACUCAAGAAUGUUGGACUCGAGAAUAAUGUUGGAAUCGAGAAUGUUGGACUUGAAAAUGUUGGACACGAGAAUGUUGGACAAGAGAAUGUUGGACACGAGAAUACUGGACACGAGAAUAUUGGACACUCGAGAAUGUUGGACACUCGAGAAUAUUGGACUCGAGAAUGUUGGACUCGAGAAUGUUGGACUCGAUAAUGUUGGACUCGAUAAUAUUGGACACGAGAAUGUUGAACACGAGAAUGUUGAACUUGAGAAUGUUGGACACGAGAAUGUUGGACUCGAAAAUGUUGGACUCGAAAAUGUUGGACACGAGAAUGUUGGACUCUCGAGAAUGUUGGACACGAUAAUGUUGGACACGAUAAUGUUGGACUCAAUAAUGUUGGACUCGAGAAUGUUGGACUCGAGAAUGUUGGACUCGAGAAUGUUGGACUUGAGAAUGUUGGACUCGAGAAUGUUGGACACGAGAAUGUUGGACACGAGAAUGUCGGACACGAGAGAAUGUUGGACACUCAUGAAUGUUGGACUCGAGAAUGUUGGACACGAGAAUCGCCACAACUUCCUGACAGAAGGCCUUGUGGGCAUCCUGCGGCAGCUGGCGGUGCUGAGGAACGUGCGCCACAACUUUCUCACAGAAGGCCCGGUGGGCAUACUGCGGCAGCUAGCUGUCCUACGAGACGUGGUGGCGCUGGUGGACCCUGAGCUGGCCUCGCACCUGGAGGAGCUGGGCGCCGACAACUUCAUGUUCGCCUUUCGCAUGCUGCUCGUGCUCUUUAGGAGAGAUCUUCCCUUGUUGGAUGUCAUCGUUAUGUGGGAGGUGGGUGCAAGGGAAGGUGGAGGGGGGUUGGAUAGAAGGAGAGAACUUCCCUUGUUGGAUGUCAUCGUUAUGUGGGAGGUGGGUGCAAGGGAAGGUGGAGGGGGGUUGGAUAGAAGGAGAGAACUUCCCUUGUUGGAUGUCAUCGUUAUGUGGGAGGUGGGUGCAAGGGAAGGUGGAGGGGGGUUGGAUAGAAGGAGAGAACUUCCCUUGUUGGAUGUCAUCGUUAUGUGGGAGGUGGGUGCAAGGGAAGGUGGAGGGGGGUUGGAUAGAAGGAGAGAACUUCCCUUGUUGGAUGUCAUCGUUAUGUGGGAGGUGGGUGCAAGGGAAGGUGGAGGGGGGUUGGAUAGAAGGUGGGUUACAGGGGAGGCGAGUAGUGUCUCUCUCGCGCCUACAACUUCAUGUUCGCCUUUCGCAUGCUGCUCGUGCUCUUUAGGAGAGAACUUCCCUUGUUGGAUGUCAUCGUUAUGUGGGAGGUGGGUGCAAGGGAAGGUGGAGGGGGGUUGGAUAGAAGAUGAUGUGGGCAGCGGACUACGAUCCGCGCAUGGCAGCAGUGCUGCUGCACCAUCCCCCGAAGGCCUCUGCCUGGCAGCCGAAUCAGUUAUGAUGUGGGCGGCAGACUACGAUCCGCGCAUGGCAGCAGUGCUGCUGCACCACCCCCCCGAAGGCCUCUCCCUGGCAGCGGAACCCCUCGCCUGGUCCGCCGGCCUGCCCCCUCUCCAACCCCCCUCCACCGCCCCCAACUCCUCCCCCAAACACCCUGCACACUCCGCACAUUCCUCCCUCCCCCCGACCCAUCCCGACCCCUCCCCCUUCCCCGCCAUGCCCCCCAUCCCCCCGUCCCUCCCCCCGGUGCUUGCCCUGGGGCUGGGGAAGAGGUCUGGGCGCAAGGGGGGGAGCAUGGGGGGGGGCAUGGGGGGAGUGGGGGGAGCGGAGGGGGCAGGGGGAAGGGGGAUGUCGCGGUGGGGGGAGGCGAGGGUGGGGGAUGAGGACCUAGCAGUGUUCUGUGUGGCGGCCAUUUUGAGAGCCAACAGGAAGAGGCUGUUGCAGGUGGAGGGCUCAGACGAAGCCAUCAAGUCACCUCUCUGCUCGCCCUCAUGCACGUCCCUCUCUGCUCGCCCUCAUGCACGUCCCUCUCUGCUCGCCCUCAUGCACGUCCCUCUCUGCUCGCCCUCAUGCACGUCCCUCUCUGCUCGCCCUCAUGCACGUCCCUCUCUGCUCGCCCUCAUGCACGUCCCUCUCUGCUCGCCCUCAUGCACGUCCCUCUCUGCUCGCCCUCAUGCACGUCCCUCUCUGCUCGCCCUCAUGCACGUCCCUCUCUGCUCGCCCUCAUGCACGUCCCUCUCUGCUCGCCCUCAUGCACGUCCCUCUCUGCUCGCCCUCAUGCACGUCCCUCUCUACAACCCAAACUCCCGCCGCUCCCACUAUGCUGCACCAUCAACAAUGCUCCACUGUCUGCCGUUGCUCUUCUCAGAUGUUCACGAUGUGGAGCUGGUGCUGGAUUUGGCGUCGUGCCACACUGCACUCUCCGCGUAUCAAUGCUUCUGGGCGUUUUCCUCCUCUCUACUCCCCCCUGCUCCACCCUCGUCUUCUCCCCAUCCCCCCACAACCCCCACUCCCCUUCCCUCCAUAAAUGUUCACGAUGUGGAGCUGGUGUUGGAUGUGGCAUCGUAUGUUCAACGAUGUGGAGCUGGUGUUGGAUGUGGCAUCGUGUGUGCACCCACACUCCACUCUCCCCUCACCACUCCAUUUGGGUGUUUCCCUCUCUCCUACCCCACCUUUCCCCACAUCAUACCCCCUCUCUGCCAGAUGUUCAACGAUGUGGAGCUGGUGUUGGAUGUGGCAUCGUGUGUGCACCCACACUCCACUCUCCCCUCACCACUCCAUUUGGGUGUUUCCCUCUCUCCUACCCCACCUUUCCCCACAUCAUACCCCUCUCUGCCAGAUGUUCAACGAUGUGGAGCUGGUGUUGGAUGUGGCAUCGUGUGUGCACCCACACUCCACUCUCCCCUCACCACUCCAUUUGGGUGUUUCCCUCUCUCCUACCCCACCUUUCCCCACAUCAUACCCCCUCUCUGCCAGAUGUUCAACGAUGUGGAGCUGGUGUUGGAUGUGGCAUCGUGUGUGCACCCACACUCCACUCUCCCCUCACCACUCCAUUUGGGUGUUUCCCUCUCUCCUACCCCACCUUUCCCCACAUCAUACCCCCUCUCUGCCAGAUGUUCAACGAUGUGGAGCUGGUGUUGGAUGUGGCAUCGUGUGUGCACCCACACUCCACUCUCCCCUCACCACUCCAUUUGGGUGUUUCCCUCUCUCCUACCCCACCUUUCCCCACAUCAUACCCCCUCUCUGCCAGAUGUUCAACGAUGUGGAGCUGGUGUUGGAUGUGGCAUCGUGUGUGCACCCACACUCCACUCUCCCCUCACCACUCCAUUUGGGUGUUUCCCUCUCUCCUACCCCACCUUUCCCCACAUCAUACCCCCUCUCUGCCAGAUGUUCAACGAUGUGGAGUUGGUGUUGGAUGUGGCAUCGUGUGUGCACCUCGCCAUCAAGAUCCGAGCCAAGUACUGCAAGAAGUCUAAUCGAGCCACUCGUGUGUUGCGGUAG
Molecule: messenger RNA, 7944 nt
Organism: Closterium sp. Naga37s-1
Lineage: Eukaryota; Viridiplantae; Streptophyta; Zygnematophyceae; Desmidiales; Closteriaceae
Source: the annotation of a GenBank genome assembly